Molecule: messenger RNA, 2640 nt
Organism: Beauveria bassiana ARSEF 2860
Lineage: Eukaryota; Fungi; Ascomycota; Sordariomycetes; Hypocreales; Cordycipitaceae
Product: RSC complex subunit (RSC1)
Exons: 5
Coding region: 1-2640 (879 amino acids)
Biological process (GO): chromatin remodeling
Cellular component (GO): RSC-type complex
Molecular function (GO): protein binding; chromatin binding
Source: RefSeq, a predicted model, not a curated record
AUGUCUAGCAGGCGCAGCUCCGCGUUUGCGCGGCGCAAAUCUGCGACUCCACAAAGCGACGACGAUGUAGACAUGAUAACCAACAGUCCGGAUGGAGUUGAAAGUGAUGCGGAAGGCGAAAUGAUCGUUGACGGGCGCGACGAUUUGUACGAACUGAUUGAUCGGCUAUCCACGUCUUUGUCCACGAUCUCUGAAGAUGGCGAAGAACUUGCCGCAGGCUUUCAGCGCAUUCCGAGCCGCCGAACUGUGCCGGAUUAUUUCGAAAUCAUAUCGAAUCCAGUGGCAUUCAGCACUGUUAGGGGCAAGAUACAAAAAAAACAAUACGCGAACUUCACAGAAUUUGUCAAAGACGUCGCACAAAUCUUUCACAAUGCGCAAGUUUAUAACCGUCCGUCGGCACCUAUCUUCAACGCCGCGAUCAAACUGCAAGGAUUCUUCAAGGAAGAGUUGCACAAGCUUGUUCAAUCUUCACAAAUUACCAAAGAAGAGGCCGCUCUGCCCGAUCUUGGUGAACUGCCUCCUGUGGAAGAUUCUCCACUUCAAGAUCCGGAGGCGGAGAACUUGAAUCAUGAUGAUAAUGUGGACGACGACCAAGCAGAAGAAGAAGACGACGACGAUGGCGACGAUGACGACGACGAUGGCGGCGACGACGACGACGACGAUGAUGAAUAUGGUGCUAGUGCUAGUAGGCGUCGUAAACGCAGGCUCCAACGGUCAUCCGCUAAAGGUCGCAAUGUUGACAUAGACGAGGAUGCUCACAAAGGAAGAGGGCGUCCUCCAAUGGUUCUUACACCAGUCGAGGCUCGCAUCUCGUCGAUUCUCAAGGGCGUUCGGCGGCUCAAGGCAAGUGAUGGUGCCUUGCUCGUCACACCAUUCGAAAAACUUCCUGACAGAGCGGCGCUACCGGACUAUUAUCAAACAAUUCUGAAUCCAAUUGCUCUCGACAACAUCAAAAAGAAAGCCAAGCGCAAGAAGUACAACAGUGUUGACAGAUUCCUCGACGAUAUGAAUAUGAUGUUUGAGAACGCGAAAGCAUACAAUGAAGAUCAAAGCGAGGUAUACAAAGCUGCCGCUGAAUUACAAAAGGAAACUCAGACUUUGGCCGAGCAAGAGAAAGCUAAGUCAGAUGAUGAAUUUCGUGACGAGAAUGGAAAGCUACCAGUAGCCCUCAUCGAGCAGGAUGCGAACGUCUGGAGAGUUGGGGACUGGGUUCAUAUCCGCAACCCAAACGACCUCGCGAAACCCACAGUUGGCCAGAUCUUCCGCAUGUGGCAAGAUCGCGAAGGAGAAAAAUGGAUCAAUGCAUGCUGGUACUAUCGGCCUGAGCAAACUGUUCAUCGCUUUGAGAAGCAUUUCUUCGAGCACGAGGUUGUUAAGACAGGGCAAUACCGCGACCACCAAAUUGGCGAGGUCGUGGAUCGUUGCUUCGUUAUGUUCGUGACACGAUUCAACAAAGGCCGGCCGCGCGGCCUUCCUGCUGAUAAGCAUGUUUACGUGUGCGAAUCCCGAUACAACGAGGAAAAUUUUCGCUUUAACAAGAUCAAGACCUGGGCAAGCUGUGUUCCAGACGAAGUAAGAGACCGCGACUACGAAAUGGAUCUUUUCGAUGGGCCCCGUCGGAUGAAAAAAGUGCCCAGUCCAAUUAAACAUCUUUUGCGCGAGGACGCAAAGGUCUCAGAUGAGCUUCCACGUCCGACUUGGGGCAGUCCGAACGCGCCGCCGAUUGUUGGCGCUGUGCAUCGUCGGCCGCCAGAAUCGCAUGAAACGCCACCACCUGAUUCCUCUUCGAUGAACCCUGCUGCUUCUGUUGAGAGCCAGCUCGAUCCAGCUCGUCGGAACUCAGCGGUUUCUCAGGGAAGGGACGUGCCCGCAGACCAUCAAGUCUCGGGCGAUGCUUCUUAUAGUUCUGUUCUCGGGCCCGCAUCUCCUGGUCACGAUCACACACAAACGAUGGAUGUCCAGCCGAGUACACCUCAGCUAGGAGCGCAUCCUCCGCAUCAGACGCCAGUGCCUCUUCCGCAGAUACCAGCGCAUGCAACCUCGGCACGCCCCGCACAGUACAUGCAGCAGCAUCAAUCUGGUUUUGCGCCAGGCUACCCAGGCAGUUAUUCCCAGACUUCAGCCGUCAUGCGCUAUCAGCAGGUCGGAAACCCCACCACGCCAGGGUACAAUAUAGCCCCCGGCUCGCGGAAUAUCGCUACUCAGCCUCAGCCAGGUAACCACAACAAUGCCUAUAAUCCACCCCGCCCGCCAGAGGUCUACACACUCCCAGACAGCACAAACGAAGCUUUGCCGUUUCAGAUUCGAGCCCAGCUUCAACGUGACAAUGCCGGAAGGGUCCUUUUCUUCACUGCACCACCCUCAGAUCGCCCUCGUCAUCAGUUAUCUCCUGAGGACAGCGGCCUAGGACAUAGCCUCCGGUAUAUCGCAGGGCGUGAAGAUUGGCGAACACAGAGAGAGAAUAAGCGAAAAGCACGCGACCAAGCAGCUUUGCAGAGCACUUCAAAACGCAUUGGUUCGAGUGUUGACUUAACAGAUGGACGCCUCGCUUCGGAGGCCAGGGACGCUGUAGACCAGUGGUUCCGGCAAAUUGGUCAGGACACGGAAAAAUGGAAGCAAGAGGCUGGUCUCAGCAAUUGA